UAUUGCUGAGACACUUUGUCGUCGGUGAUUGCACCAAGUGUCGUCAGUAGUCCAAACUCUCGAAACAUCAGAUCCCCCAAACUAAGAAGACUGUCGUUUCAUCAAUAAUUUUGACAAGAAAACACCACCCAAUUCAGAGCUGUUCAUCUCUUUAAAGUCAUUUGAGUUUGUGGAAAUUUGAGCUGGUGGGUUAAAGUUGAAGUCUUGGUGUGGAAACCAUGGAGAAUUCACACGAUUUGUGCUGCAUAGAGGAGGAAGAUGAGAAUGGUAGGAAGGCCAUGACUUCCACUUCUUAUCCCGCCGGCGCCUCUGACUUCCGAUUGUUUGGCCGGCAAGGCUCAGUUCAUGAUUGCUUUGGUGGUGGCCAAGCUGCUGAUGUUCUGUUGUGGAGACGGCGGCGUGUUUCUAUCGGUGCUAUUGUUGCUGCCACAGUCUCUUGGCUUCUGUUUGAGCGAUCUGGAUUAUCAUGCUUAUCAAUCUGCUCAGAUAUCUUGCUGAUUUUGGUUGUAUUGCAAUUUCUUCGAGCCAACUAUGCUGUUUUCCGAAAUAAACAAUUGCAAGCAAUACCAGAGCUAGUGGUAUCAGAGGAAAUGGUUAACAAUGCCGCAGCAUCAUUUCGUGUUAAAAUCAACAACGUGCUGCUUAUGGCUCAUGACAUCACUAUAGGAAAAGAUUUUAAAUUGUUUUUCAAGGUUGUGGUUUGUCUGUGGCUCAUGUCUGUCAUUGGCAGCUUUUUCUCUUUCUUCACGCUUGCUUAUAUUGGUUCAGUCCUGUCCAUAACAAUUCCUGCCUUGUACAGCAAAUAUGAAGGGACUGUGGAUAAGUAUUGCGGAAAGAUCCACCGGCAAUUUUCAAGGCAUUAUAAAAUCGUGGAUGAAAGUGUUUUUAACAGACUUCCCAGAAAUACAUCCAAAGACAAAGACCCUUAAUGCAGAUACUUUAGAUUCAGACUCCAAAAGUAAUAGAUAUGUUGCUGCUGUGUUACAGACUCCCCAUUCAAGGCUUACACUGAGUUUCAAUCAUUUUAGGUGCAGUUGUUCAUGUCCAGUCAUUGAUGUGUUGCUAUCUAAUUGUUUGACAAGGAUGUAAAACUUUAAGGGUCAUCCGAUGAGUGCAUUCUUCAGCAUAUUAUCGGUUUUC
This is a messenger RNA of Rosa chinensis, 1140 nucleotides long. RefSeq names its product reticulon-like protein B16. NCBI's taxonomy places the organism in Eukaryota, Viridiplantae, Streptophyta, Magnoliopsida, Rosales, Rosaceae. The coding region runs from base 219 to 929 and encodes 236 amino acids. The transcript is spliced from 5 exons. The record is from RefSeq and is a predicted model, not a curated record.